UCCAAGGCCGUGGUCUGGCCACGUUAUUGGUACGUCCUACAGGACAAGGAAGACAAAGAACUUGUAUGGCUUUGAGACAGGACGUGCGAUGUACACCUAAAAAAAAAAUGGACUGCAAGAAACUCAAAUGGGUUAUGUCCCUUGUUUUGGGUAUGGGAUUACUACAAGAUACAGCUGCUGUCGUUAGUCUCACUGGCCUGCCUGGAACAGUUGAGCUGGAAGAGAACAGUCCCGCCAGCACGAAAGUCUUCACCUUCGAAGUGUCCUUCUCACCCGGAGCCUCAGUGGCGUCUGGGUACCCCCAAAUCCUGAACACAAACCCCCUCACCAGGGCUUUCAUUGUGUCCAUGGUCAGCGCAAGCACAGCUCAGGUAACUGUCACAGGAACCCCGAGGCUGGAUUUCGAGAUGGCCCCCAACAGCUUUGUUUUACAGAUCCUCGUGGUGGACAGUGCAGGAGACGCUGUCCUUGGGACACUGACUGUCCUCCUCAUAGACGUGGAUGAAGCCCCCGUCUUUCUAGAUGAAGACUCAGUCAUCUAUACGCUGGAGAAGUCUCCACCAGGAGUGAUAUAUCAGCCAAGCGUGUCUGACCCUGAGAACAAACCCCUUACCUAUGCUCUGACUCCUUCAAAUCCAGCAUUCAGUGUUGACAGAGACAAAGGAUCCCUCAUUACAAAGCCCAUAGAUUAUGAAACUGACCCCAGGAGUUAUAGCUUCAACCUUACUGUGAGCGAUGGAACACAUACUGCAGUCAGAACACUGACAGUCCUUAUCAUCAAUGCAAACGAUGACAAGCCUCAGUUCUUAAACAAAAUCACAGCGUUUACCAUUCCAGAGGAGCUGAAUCCGGGGCACAUCCUCACCAACAUUACUGCAGUGGUCCCCAGUGACACGUUUUACAUUGGGUACAUCCUCUACACGAUCAGCACCAACAGUUACCUCGUCAUCCAUACAUACUCAGGUGUUGUCACCAUCGCCAACAGAAUGGACCGUGACAGCAAUCCCCUGCGGGACGAUCCCACCGUAACUGUGACUGUGACGGCCACGUACAGCCCCCCCGGACCCCCCCUUUCCCACUCCAUCGAGCUCACCGUCACCGUCACAGACAUCAAUGACAACCCUCCCAUCUGUUCUCCUGACGUCCAGAGGCGGGCAGUGACAGAGACGGAGGCCUUGGGGGCCCUAAUCACCAUGGUGACAUGCCAGGAUAACGAUGUGGACCCCGUGUUCAGGAAGUACAGUUUCACUAGGCUUUCCUGCCUCGGAUGCAACCAGCUCUUCACCCUGAGCCCCGCGGGGUCCAUCACGUUGAAUGGGAGCCUGGACUUUGAGGAUCCUAAUAAUCUUUACGCUGGAAAUCAAUACAGCCUUUUAGUGGAGGCUGCUGACGUGAAUGACACUUUCCUGACAGGUAAUGCCUACAUUGAUGUGACGGUGACCCCAGUGAAUGAAUACCCCCCUGUGUUCACUCCUUCAUCCUACUUCUACAAGAUCUCCGAGCUUCUGGGAAGAGGGGCAGUGAUUGGUCAGGUGAACGCUACCGACAGGGACUUCCCCGCUACGGGCAUAACUUACUCCUUCAUCUCUGGCGGGGGCACCAGCGACCUGAGCAACAUUUUCCACCUGGACCCCGAGCACGGGACCAUCAGCCUGCUCACGCGACCGGACUACGAGGCCACCCAGACCUACCAGCUUGUCAUCCGAGCGGUGGACGGAGAUCCCGUUAAGCCCCUCUCAGCAACAGCCAUGGUCAUUGUCAACAUCACUGAGGCAAAUGACGAGCCUCCUGUAUGUGGACCCAAUAACACCAACCUCAUAGUCCCUGUGGACCUCCGCCCAGGGUCCAAUGUGCAGAGCUUCAUCCUCACCUGUACGGACAAGGAUUCCCCUCCAACCUCCUUCAUCUACACCAUCUCAGGAGCCAGCAAUCUCAACGGCCACUUUGUGUUCUCCCCUGCGGCGGGAACCAACGUGACCCGGCUCAUCCUGAAGGAGCCCUUUGACUUCAGCGGUGGCCGGGACACGGUGUGGAAGUACCGGCUGACUGUCCUCGUCUCGGACGCAAACCUGAUGGCCGGGGAGCCCCCGCCCAGGGACCAGCCCCAAACCGGCACGGUCGUCAUCAACGUCCAGGUGUUCGACCCUGACCUCACCACCACCAUCACCACCACGACAACUCCUCGGAUCACGUACAUCGCCGUAAGGGAGAACACGUUUGACGUGGAUGACUGGUAUGUGACCUUCAUCUGCGUCCUGGCUGCCUUGCUGCUGCUGGGCAUUCUGGGAUACCUGCUCUACCUGUGCUGGAAGUAUCUCUCCACCGUAGACUGCAGCUGCUGUGAGCCCCAGCCCGUGGAGGAUAAGGAGACCCUUGUCCCAAGUGUCCCAGAGAAAGCACCAAUCCAGAGAGAAAUCAUAACGGAGAUUACAAAGAUCUGCACUGUGUUUGAUGGGGAAGCAGCAGAUCCAGUAACAGGGAGGAUCUACGAGUACAACACUAAGUCUGGAGCCAGGAGGUGGAAGGACGACACCACCGAGUCCAAGCCAGAGAUACAGCUGAAGAGCAGCACGGUGGUCAGCCCCGAGGAGAGAGCCAAUCCAGACUCAACAUCAGAUACCGCCCAAUUACAGACCACACGUGGGACAGUGAGGUCAGGCACUGGCCAGUCACAGCAGAGGAGCGACACGAAUCAGUCCAACCAUGGCUCACCACAGCCCAAUCCAAGAUCCCAAAGUAGACAGCAGUCUUCACAAUCAACAACAAGACCCAGGUCAAGGGAUAUCCCCAUGGCAACACUGGAAGCAGUAGACCUAUCAGAAGUUUAGGGCUGUAUCACCCACCAUCAUAUUCAUAGUAAGAUAAAUAGAGGAUUAAUUUAACCAACCUUUCAUAUGUGCCUUGAAAAACAUGCCAAUAGAGCAAAGUAGUUUUAAGUAAAAUAGAGGCUAGAAAAAGUUUUAUAUUUGAGAAGGCUGAUCAGUGAUAACUACCAGUGGAAUUCUAGCUCGAUAACAAGCAUAUUUUUCUAGCAUAUAAAUGUUAGACUUUAUCUAAUGUAUUAAUGUCAUUAAUGUAAUUAGUAUAAUUUGAUUUGAACAGCUAGUUACUGAUAUUCAAUCAUAUUCUUUCAGAUCUGUGGGUUUAGUAAAUUAAAUAAGUAAAAAUCAAAAGCCAGUGGUUGUAUGGAAAUCCAGCAGCGGCAGACUGUGAUACAUUGCUUUUCUUGUGAGCCACACCUCAGUGUACUUUGGUAGUACCAUCCCAUGCUGAGAUAGCAAACCGACGCAUCAACAGCCUUCACACCCCAUGGCUCUUGUUUGAAGUGUUGCCGGGAGCUAUGCACUGUUGACUUCGCAAACUGAGAGUCUCGUCACAAGUGAGAGAUUGCUUUAACCAUCCGUGCCCUUCCAGUAUGAGGAAAUCGUGCGCCAGAUAACAUAUAAUUUCACACUACGUAAAAACACUGAUGUAACCCCACCAUGCCAAGCAGCUGCCCACAGAAACCGGGUCCACCGGCUAAUAAAGGUAUCAAUAUAUACGUACAUUUCCACUACAAUGUUGCAAGGAAAUUUGCUACACAAUUUUACAUAAUGCUUUGCCAGGAAAAGUCCUGUCAUGCAUUUCAACAGUCACAGAUCAGACUAGGCCACAACAAACUGAUUGAGAAAACAGAUCUGGGACUAAGUCUAAUUAUGCAUUCGGUACUGGGUUCAUUAAU
Messenger RNA from Anguilla anguilla (European eel), 3721 nucleotides. Its product is annotated as cadherin-related family member 3-like. The coding region runs from base 66 to 2828 and encodes 920 amino acids. The transcript is spliced from 19 exons. Lineage: Eukaryota; Metazoa; Chordata; Actinopteri; Anguilliformes; Anguillidae. Gene Ontology annotation, molecular function: calcium ion binding. Gene Ontology annotation, cellular component: plasma membrane. The record is from RefSeq and is a predicted model, not a curated record. Gene Ontology annotation, biological process: homophilic cell-cell adhesion.